Patella vulgata (common limpet) is the source of this 3875-nucleotide messenger RNA. RefSeq names its product serine/arginine-rich splicing factor 1. The transcript is spliced from 4 exons. Gene Ontology annotation, cellular component: nucleus; cytoplasm; ribonucleoprotein complex. The coding region runs from base 86 to 928 and encodes 280 amino acids. Lineage: Eukaryota; Metazoa; Mollusca; Gastropoda; Patellidae. Gene Ontology annotation, molecular function: mRNA binding. The record is from RefSeq and is a predicted model, not a curated record.
UUCGAGCUGGUCGUUGCCAUUUUGGACUUCUCGAAGAAAAGCUAACCUGCUUUGUUUUAAUUUUCCUACAACAAAACAAUUAAUUAUGUCUUACCGACCAACUAAUGACAGCAGAAUAUAUGUCGGCAAUCUUCCACCAGACAUAAGAAACAAGGAUAUUGAAGAUUUAUUUUACAAAUUUGGACGAAUUACAUUUAUUGACUUGAAAAACAGACGCGGUCCGCCAUUCGCUUUUGUUGAAUUUGAAGACCCAAGGGAUGCUGAAGAUGCAGUACAUCACAGAGAUGGAUAUAAUUAUGAUGGUUACACACUGAGAGUCGAAUUUCCACGUGGAGCAAGUGGAAGUGGUGGAGGCGGACCCAGUGAUGGAAUGGGUAGCGUUGGUGGUGGUGGUGGAGGAGGAGGAGGAGGAUAUAGUGAGCGUGGCAGAGGAGGAGGAGGAGGAUUUCAACGGAGUGAAAGAGGGGGAUUUGGUGGUGGAGGUGGUGGCGGUGGAAGAGGUAGAGGCGGGCCCCCAUCACGACGUUCGGAGUUUAGAGUUCUUGUUUCUGGUCUACCACCAACUGGUAGUUGGCAAGAUUUAAAAGAUCAUAUGCGAGAAGCUGGAGAUGUUUGUUAUGCAGAUGUUUUUAAAGAUGGUACUGGUGUCGUAGAAUUUCUGAGAAAAGAAGAUAUGAAAUAUGCUGUGAAGAAACUAGAUGACUCAAAAUUUAGAUCACACGAGGGAGAAAAUUCAUACAUUAGAGUAAAGGAAGAUUACAGGGGUGGUGGUCCAGCUGGAGCUAUGGGCAAAACAUCAAGAUCUCGAAGUCGCAGUUUCUCACCCAGAAAUGCUCGUGGUUCACCAAGAUACUCUCCUAUGCGUUCACGUUCUCCUUCAUUUAACCCUCAAAGGGGAAGAAUGAAUCGUUCACGAUCACCUUAUUGAAAAAGGGAUUGGAUCCUUUCACCACGAUUAUAUUAUAUUGAACAUUCUUGUGAAAAUGCCAAAUCACUUUAAAAUUAGUCAUAUUAAUUGUCUUGUCUGACAAAAUAUUAUAAUAAACUAAAACACAUUUCAGCUAAUUAAUAAGCAAUCUGGUGUCUUCACAAAAAUGUCUUUACUCUGAUCAUUUAUAGUUAUUACAUGUCAUGAAUUGUAGCACCAAAUUGUUAUCCAGGCAUUUUAACCAUUUUCAUCAACUUGCUUUUUUUUAUCGUAUCAAUUGUACAUACAGGGGAACAUAAAUAUUCACAGUUUUCAAAAUCAAAUCUAUUUAAAUGAAACCAUUCUUAUUACCAUAAAUCUAGUCAUUGAAAUGUGACAUGACAAUAUCUGGGGUGUGGAGUUUUUAAAUAAUAAUGCAACUGGUUUGUUCACAUGUUAAUAAUUUUUUACUUUUUUAUUGAACAGUUCCUAUGGUGGAAUCGUCUUAGGAAGAUCUUUCUGGGAUAAGAUUCCACUCACUUUAGUAAAUGGACUGCAUUAGCCAAUAUGGACAUCAAGGGACAUGGGAUGUAUAUACUGGACUGGUGGGGAGGAUUCAACGUUUUAAGGAUCAUUAAGUGCUAAAAAUUACAAGGAAGGAAUCAAAAUUCAGUUUUGUUGCUUUAGCGCUCUUGGAAUGGAUUAAUCUUGUAGGAUGGCAUGCGGUCGAUAUUUAGGUUAUUAGGAAUAAUCAUGUUAGUGUUACUUAAACGAUCCUUAGAGAUUGCAAGCCAGGAUUCAGGUGCAAUCUCAAGGAAUACUAAAAUGCUUGAAAUUGAACCUUAAGGAUGGUAAAAACUAACAGUCACUUUCCAAAAUUUCAACCAAAUAAAUUGCGAUGGAUUAAGACCAACCUUAAGGAUUAUAUGGAAAAAGUCCAUAUUCAGCCUUGAGGAUCGUAUAGGCAAAAGAAAAGUAAGCGUUUAAUCAUGCAAAACAACAAACCUUAAGGAUUACUAAGAGGGGUUAAAUUUUUUGGGGGGAUUGAGACCAGAUUCUGCUCUGAAUAUCAAGGAUCUUAAAGAAGGAUCAAAAGUAUACCUUAAGGAUUACUAGGAAGGAUUCAAACUGGACCUUAAGGAUUGCUUGGAUGGAUUUGAUAUACAUCUAGGAUCACUAGGAAGGAUUUAAAUUAAACUGUAAGGAUCGAUUUGAGGAAUUGCUAGUAUGGAUUGGAACGAAACUUAAGGAUUGUUAGGGAGGAUUCUAAAAUAAUUUUGAUGGAUUCAGAAUGAAACCAUAAGGAUUGCUGAAUUCAUACUGCACCUUUAGGAACGUAAGGAAGGAUUUAACUGCCCCCGUUUAAGGAUUGUGAAAAAAAUUCUAUGUAUCGAGAAGGAUUCACACUACUCCUUAAGGAAAUUUGGCCAGGAUUCAAACCAUCCUUAAGGAACUAGAAUGGAUUCAUGCUAACCCUUACGAAUUUUAGGGAAGGAUUUAAACUAAUCCUUAAGGAUCAUUGGGGAAGAUUCAAGCUAUAUCUAAAGGAUCAUUAGCGAAAAUUCAUGCAAUUCAUUGGGAUCACGGGGAAUGAAUCCUGCUUAACCUUAAGAUUAACAGAGAAGCAUUCAUGCUUAACCUUAAGGAUCAUGAUAAAGAUUUGAACUAAACAUUAAGGAUAUUUAGGAUGGAUUCAGGUUAAGAUGUUUUAAGGAUCAUUGGGAGGAUACAAACUGUACCGUAUGAAAUUUUGAGAUUCAAGCUAAGAGAUUGCAAGCAUGGAUUUAUGCUAAGUCUUAAAGAUCAUGGGUAAGGAUUCUAACUAAACUUAACGGACCGUGGGUUCACACUGACCCAAAGAAUCAAUAGGAUUGGUUCCAACUGACCCUUAAGGAUUACUAGGAAGGAUUCAUACUUAAGCGUAAGGAAUACUAAUCUCAAUUUCAAAAUGAAAAUCAUAGACUAAAUGGAUUACUACUAGACAUAAGUGAACUAUGGUCUGAUAGGAUGAAUUCAGUAUCUACUGUAAAGAUUUCAGCUUGGGACUUAACUUCACUUACCAUAAGGAAUGUUAGGUACAGUAUCAUUGAAACAAAACCUUUGAGAUUAAUAGGAAAUGUAAUAGGAAUUUUAGGAUUUAUAGGAAUUUUUUAAAUAAAACUGAGGGAUUACUGUGGGUCCAUACUCCAUUGGAACUUUCAUGUAGUAUAUAUCAUUAGUCAAAAAUUAGUACACAAUAUUAAAUGUUGUGUUGUGAAAUAUUUAGACUAGGCAUUAUACCAAAAACAAUGUAGAGUGCAUGGAAAGUAGGGGGAAUUGAAUGACUUUAUCUUUCUUUUUCAAAUAAAUUAAAUGUAGCUUAGAAAAAAGCGAUCUUGAAAUUAAAAUGUCAAGGGAUCGUUAACAUCUACAUUUAAAAUGUUCCCUAUUUGUUCAUCAUGGCCCAUGUGUGAUAUUACCAUUGCAAAUGGAUGCCUUAGGAGGGACUCUUUUUAGGAUGGAAAAAGGACCAAUAGAACUUUGGAAAAGGAAAAAAAUAUACAUGGGAAAUUCAUAGGAAAAGACAACGUUGGAUUUAAGUUUACGGGCAGUUGGGAUAACAACUUUCGGAUCUUAAAUGAUAAUGCUUCUUUUUGUCACUGCAUUUGGAGCUUCUCAUAAUCUAAGCCUGCAACAACUCGCCUUGGAUCAUCACCUAAGUGAAUUCAUUCUGAGGUUGUAUUUGCGGCAAGGCAAGAUAAUGGAAAGGAGCCUCAUUUAAGGAUAGGAAUAAAUUUCGCAUUGGAACUAUGGUAAGUAAUCAGUAAACGUAAGUGUGUUCAUUUUCUCCCUCGUCUUUGAACAUUUUUAUUGGUCCUUUUCCAAAGUUUUAAAUUGUAUCAUCUAAUGAACAUAUUAAUCAUAAUUCAUUAUAAUGAUUUUAAAAAUGGCAUGUUUUGUCUAAUAAAGUAAUAAUAUCAUGCAAUUC